Molecule: messenger RNA, 222 nt
Organism: Opisthorchis viverrini
Lineage: Eukaryota; Metazoa; Platyhelminthes; Trematoda; Opisthorchiida; Opisthorchiidae
Exons: 1
Source: RefSeq, a predicted model, not a curated record
UCCCGACAAACAAACUCAAGGCCAUCCCUUUCUCGCGAAGCAUCUUUUGAGGAGCAACAACUCCAGCGGGAACUGGAUGCCUCUAGGGAAAGGGAAACGGACCUGUCAGAACAACUGCGUUUCGCAGAGGAAGAAGUCAGAAAAAUGAAACGGCGUGUUAAAGAAUCACAAGUUGAGAAUGAAUUGCUUUCGAAGAAGCUGGAGCGACUUUACACUACUCAG